CUCCUCUGCCCUCGUACGGUGUGCGGAAACCGGCAUGUGUCGAUUCCUCGCAAAUUCUUCGCUAAUUUCCCCCCUGUCGUCCAGUUGGAAACCCAUCCAGUAGCCAGUGAUAGCUCAAGCACCUCUUGACAGCAUCUCGUUGUGUUUUUGUUGGUUUCGAGACACCUUACAUCCUGCUCACGUUGCCACCAUGUCAAACAUGGGUGUACAGUAUACCCAAGCUGACGUCGCCAAGGGUCAAGAAGGGCCAGACGCCACGGCUAAACAGCCCGACGUUACCAUCCUUCAUCCAGCCAUGAAUCCCGCCCACCAAGGCAUCCAACAGAUCGUUAAUUGUUUCCGCUUCGGCACGCCCUUCCUGAAGCAGCUUAUCCUACAGGAAGCCGACGUGAUUUAUGAGUGCCGCGUUUGCCGCAGCCUGUUUCGUGGACUGCUGAACUUUGUCGAGCACAAGAAGUGCUUUUGUGUUGAGCGUGCCGGCGUUGACGGCCAUGUGGUCGGUAAGCGACAGAACACUGAUGCCAGAGAGUAUGGAAUGUCACCUGAAGAAGCCGCCCACAUUCUGUCUUGGGGAGCCUCCAUCCCUGACAAAGACAUCAGAACAAAAUCAGAAGGCACUUCAACAAAGAAAGGUGGCACCUCAAAGCAGUCCAGUAGAGGAGUGAACUUUCAACUUGUCAAAGAUGACCCUGAGGACUCUAAGUUUGUUGUCCUUCGCCAGAUCCCAACCACAUCAAGAGCGGUGGAGCAGCAAGUUGUCAGGCCUGAUCAGAUUCUCCACGAGGAACAGAUCAACAAACUAAGUGCAUUCAACUCUCUGAGAGAUCAUGGCGAAGACACCUCUAAGAUUGUCGGUGAGAUAACCAUCCGUCAGGCUGCCAAAGCAGGAAGAAUCCCUACUGCUACAUUUGGGGAGAAGAGAGACACACUGCACACCCUGCUUAAGACAGUGAAUACUCAAGUUUACCUGGAAAAAUGUACCUCUCCUCCCUCUGACAUGGGGAAGAAAGACUCGCUACGAGUUGAAGUAGAGACCCCCAAAUCUGCAGUGAGCCCAACUAUGUCUCGGUCGAGUGUUUCACCACGUGUUCCUCAUGCUGACAAGAAGUCUAGCAGUGUAUCUCCUCGACAGAAGAAGACGACUGCUACUCCCCGUUUAACUGCGCAGCAGAUAUCUGCAAGGAACACCUGCAAAGUGUGUAAGAAGAAGUGUAAGAAUUGGACUGCCCUCGCAUGGCACAUGAGAAUCCACAAGAAGCCACUCUUCAAGUGUCCGUUGUGUCAGUAUCGCAGCCCAUCUGUGUACAAUGUGCGUCGCCACAUCCAGGCUAUGCAUAACCUGUCCACUGACAGAGUAGAUGAACUCCUGAGUCGCAAGAUCGAGGAAAAGGGUGAGGAAAGCUCCGAAAGCAAGAGUGCUCAAAAUAACAAUGACAGCAGCUCCUCGCCAACUUGUGACAUCUGUUUUAAGACAUUCGCCAAUCGUCGUAAUGUGGCACGGCACAAAGUCAUCCAUGAGAGAGAGAAGUUACAGGCUGAAGGGAAGUAUACUCCUGCAUCCAACGCUACCCAGGAGGAAAUUGCCAGGGGCAAAGUCAUGCAGACCAUGGAUGAGAAAAAUAUGCGUUGUCGUCGCUGCCACAAGCAGCUGUCGACAGUGCGGCGACUGCAGCAACACUGCUGUAACCACUUUGGUUACAAUCGGUACAGAUGCCGUAUGUGUCCCUAUGAAAACAAUGACUACACACAGAUGCGCCGUCAUAUGAUGGGCAAACAUGGCCGGCAGUUCCGUACCAUUCAGCAAAUUUCAGAGGCUAUCAAAUCCAUGAAGGUCGGGGUCUGGAUCAACUUGACUCAGAGUCAAAACACUGAUGAUUCCGAUUCUAAAAAAGGCAUUGGGUCAACGAGCAAAUCAGUCAAAUCUGAAGAGAAGAAUCCAAAGCAAGGAGCAAGCUCAAAGGGUGGAAGCACUCAUUCUAAACAGACUACAGCAUCUACGAAGCAGUCUAGCACAUCUGCCAAAGCGUCUGCAGCUGAGAAGACUAGUACCAAAGGAACAGAUGACGUCAAAGGCAAUGUAUCUCCAUCUCCAGUUAGACAUAAGACCGAGUUGACAACAAGUAAAGUCACUGAGAGCCCAUCUAAGGAUACAGCAUCCUCGUCAACAAGCUCUCCAGGGACCUCAAGGAGAUCUUUAGUCGAUUCAGUUGUCUUGGGGAAGGAGAGAGAGACUCCGAUGCGUCAGGCAAGACUGAAUCACCGAAGCGUCUCGCCUAAAGGUCCACGAGAGAAGGAGGAGGAAGAAGACAAAGCCUUGCUGCAAACGAUGAUGGACAAGAAGAACAUGAAGUGUCUCAAGUGCAAGAAGCGGUUUCAGUACCACAGCUCAUUGCUGCGACACACCCGCAUCCACCUCCUGGAGGAAUCCUCGUCGCUGGAGCAGGGCAGCAAUAAGAAAAACCAGGAAUCCGCCUCCAAGAAGGCUCAAGCCAUCAAAGCCAUGAUCAACCCAAGUCAACUGCGAUGUCUGAAAUGUCGGAAGCGUUUUACAAGCAUGAGCACACUCAAACAGCACGUUGGACGCCAUCUUGGAUACAGCACCUUCAAAUGUCGGUAUUGUGGGUAUCUGUCGCACAACUACUCCUGGUUUAAGAACCACCUUUUGAUGAAGCACCCUACUCAAGUUGGUACUGUCGAGCUAGGACAGCUCAUAGGCAGCAUGAAGACAAAGUAAAGGUCUACUAAUAUCCUUUGUUUAAACAAGACUUGAGGUACAUAGUUAAAGUAGAAUUUGCAUGCUGUGCUUUUUUAGAUGAACGUAACGAGUCCAGCCGUCGAUUUCACAAAACUUUUCCUAACUUAGGAUGAAUCUUAUGACUUAGGUCG
Asterias rubens (European starfish) is the source of this 2886-nucleotide messenger RNA. RefSeq names its product zinc finger protein 800-like. The coding region runs from base 191 to 2734 and encodes 847 amino acids. Lineage: Eukaryota; Metazoa; Echinodermata; Asteroidea; Forcipulatida; Asteriidae. The transcript has 2 exons. The record is from RefSeq and is a predicted model, not a curated record.